UGUCUAUACACUAUAAUGUAGGAGAAGUGUAUAACACAUAAAUAUAAUAAGUGUCGAGUGUCGAGGAUUACAAAAUAUUACAAUGCACCUACUCAGUCAGUGGAAUAAAAAACGUUAUCGUAACGAUAUUUCCGGUGUGGCGUUAUCAGUCGCACUUACUCUGUAUCAAGUAUCCAUCAACGAUUGCUUAUUUAUUAACUUUUGAAAAAUGUAGUUGUUAAUGUUUCAGUAUUUUAAUGUACUAUUGUACUUAUUGUUUUGUAUAUAUAUUUUUUUUCACUCCUGCACUUCUCAGUUCAUUUUAUGACUUCGCGUGUAACGUGAUAUAGUUUCUUAAACAUUCUAGCCCGUCAAGAGCUAUGUGGAAAUCCAGCAAUUGGGCUAGUUUGUUCCCCACUAAGACAUCUUUUGUGGUAUUUGUCCUGUACAUAGCACUGUCAAUGAAUCACGGAUUAUUAGUCAAAUUAUCACAAGAUAAAGGCACAUAUAACUAUAACGUUGUGUCAGUAAUUAUUUUAACCGAAGUUAUAAAACUAGUAAUAUCCCUGUUUUUGUUUUGUAAAGACAAUCCCUUAAGAAACAUUAUUGAUCAGACUAGGGAGAACUAUACUGUACUCUUUCUCUACAUGGUACCGGCACUUCUCUACUGCCUGUAUAAUAAUUUGGCAUUUGUGAACCUAUCAAUAUUCGACCCAACUACAUAUUUUAUUCUUCUUCAACUUCGGGUCAUACUUACUGGUAUUGUAUAUCAAUGUUUGUUUAAAAAGGAUCUCAGCAAAAUUCAAUGGUUAUCUUUAAUCCUUUUGACUAUUGGAUGUAUGAUAAAAGAGUUGAAAAUGGAGGGCAGUAUUCGACAACAGUCUUAUGGUUUUUUUAUUAGUAUAUUGUUGAUGUUGAUUCAAAUACUUUGCUCGUGUUUAGCUGGUGUCUACAAUGAAUAUUUACUUAAAAAAGGCCAGGGUGUUAAUGUAAAUGUUUAUGUGCAAAACAUAUAUAUGUACACUGAUUCAAUACUUUGUAAUGUAUUAUUGUGGAUAACAUUUAAACAUAAUGAAACAGAAAGCAAUGUCUCUGAAACAGACAUUUUUAAAAACUCUAUGGUCAUGUUUAUUGUGAUAAACAGUGCCAUUUAUGGUGUUGUAACUAGUUUACUACUACAUAGUUUAAAUUCAAUCAUGAAGGUUUUUGCCACAGCGAUUGAACUAGUCCUCAUUGCCGUAUUAUCAUGGGUACUUCUAGGAUACCCAAUCACUUUGCAGACUAUGUCAGCUGUAUGUAUUGUUUCGUGUUCCGUAGUUAUUUAUGCCAAACAUCCUCUUACAAAAAGUACACUACCAGCUACUAUUAGUAAUAAAAAUUUGGUAAAUAUUUAAAACUAAAUUAAAAAAAUAAUUAUUGGAAUAAAAUAUUAUAUUUAUCCACCUACUUAAUUUUCUUUCUCCAGAAUAAUGUAUACCUAUAACUUAUAAGUUAAUUAUAUAUUUUAUAUCAAUGUUUCUAUUAUUAUUAUCUCUCCAUACCUAAAUACCUAGGUAAUAUUUA
Myzus persicae (green peach aphid) is the source of this 1542-nucleotide messenger RNA. RefSeq names its product CMP-sialic acid transporter 1 (gene senju). The transcript is spliced from 5 exons. The coding region runs from base 360 to 1373 and encodes 337 amino acids. NCBI's taxonomy places the organism in Eukaryota, Metazoa, Arthropoda, Insecta, Hemiptera, Aphididae. Gene Ontology annotation, cellular component: Golgi membrane. Gene Ontology annotation, biological process: pyrimidine nucleotide-sugar transmembrane transport. Gene Ontology annotation, molecular function: UDP-galactose transmembrane transporter activity. The record is from RefSeq and is a predicted model, not a curated record.